AUGUCAUCACCACACAUACACACACUCCUGAAGAAAUGCGAAGCACUUAAUCUUGUUCUUCUUCACCAUGGCUCUGAAGCUCCCGCACACUUUCCCCAUCUUCGCCCCUUCCCUCGACCCCAACCCAAACCCGCCGCGCCAAUCCUCGGAGCUCCGAUUCUCUCGCUGGAACAACCCAGAAACUCGCUCCCCCAAUGCCCGCCGAACACCCCGGCCCACCGGGCCUGCCAAAAGGUCCAAAAGCCCAGCAAGGCCCAAGGUCGACCGGCAAUCGCACCCAGCGUUCAGGUUCUCCAACAUCCCCAAAUCGAAGCCGCAACGGGUAUCCGGCGCCCCCGAAAACGUGAAAAUCAGCGACGACGGACUCUCCUACGUUAUCGACGGUGCCCCGUUCGAGUUCAAGUACAGCUACACGGAGACCCCGAAGGUGAAGCCAAUUAAAAUGCGCGAAGCGCCUUUCGUGCCGUUCGGACCGGACACGAUGCCUCGGCCGUGGACGGGGCGGGCGCCGCUGCCGGCGAGUAAGAAGAAGCUGAAGGAGUUCGACUCGUUCGUGCUUCCGCCGCCGCACAAGAAGGGGGUUAAGCCGGUGCAGUCACCGGGGCCGUAUUUGGCGGGGACGGGGCCGAGGUACGUGAAGUCGAGAGAGGAGAUAUUGGGAGAACCCUUGACGCAGGAGGAGAUUCGUGACUUGGUUAAGUCCUGCAUGAAAGCCCAACGCCAACUUAAUAUCGGUAGAGAUGGUUUGACGCAUAACAUGUUGGAUAAUAUACAUGCUCAUUGGAAGCGCCGGAGGGCUUGCAAGAUCAGGUGCAAGGGAGUCUGUACUGUUGAUAUGGAUAAUGUCUGCCACCAGCUAGAGGAAAGGACAGGGGGGAAAAUCAUUCACAGAAAGGGCGGUGUGUUGUACCUUUUCCGAGGCAGAAACUACAAUUAUAAAACACGCCCACAUUUUCCUCUGAUGUUGUGGAAACCUGUGCCUCCAGUAUAUCCUAGGUUGGUUCAGCGAGUUCCUGAAGGUCUAACGCUAGAAGAAGCAACUAAAAUGCGUCAAAAGGGAAGCACAUUGAUUCCCAUAUGCAAACUAGGUAAAAAUGGUGUUUACUGUGACCUAGUAAAAACUGUCAGAGAGGCAUUUGAAGAGUGUGAACUAGUGCGUAUAAACUGUCAAGGACUGAAUAAAAGUGACUAUCGAAAGAUUGGAGCAAAACUAAGGGAUCUUGUUCCAUGCACAUUGCUUUCGUUUGAAUAUGAGCACAUACUUAUGUGGAGAGGACCAAAUUGGAAGUCAUCUAUACCAGAUCGAGGAGAUGACCGCAAGGAAUCCAAACAAAUAGAGGUUGACCAUAAAAAUUAUAAACCACUGCCGUCAGAGGCCCUAGAAUUCUCAGCACCGAGUCUACAAAUGAACCCAUUAGAGCAUGAAAGCAAUUUAUUACAUGACACUAGCAUUUCCUCUAUUUCAAGUGAUGUGACUUUGGAUAAGGUUGAGGUGUCAUAUCCCAAUGAAAAUAGCCACCAAUCUAUGUCUGGGGUUACUGAAGUUCCUUCACUUACAAAAAUCUAUGACGUUGAAACCACAAAUGAUUCCACAGACUCCUAUGCUGAGCCAGAACCUCGCACAAGCCUCAUUCCAAGUAUGACCAUACCACACUAUGAUAGCCAUGCUGAAUUCUCCUCGAAAGCUAUGAGUGAAAGUCAUGGAACUGAGCAUAUAAUGGAUAGCAAAAGCUGCAGUGAUGGUCUUUCUGCUUCAAUUUCAGGAUCUCAUGCAACGCUAGGAGGUAGUGACAAUUCUACUAAUGGCAUGGUGGAUUCUCAUUCUAAUAAGUUGCUAGAUGCUUUGGGAGAAGAAGAUGUCAGUCAGGCACCAAGGUCAGCUGCUCCUUCUAUGAAAGCAAUUUGGUUACUGUUGGAACAAGCUGUUGAGAAAGGCAGUGCUCUUGUUUUAGAUAAGGAUUCUUUGGAUGCGGACAAUAUUUAUCAAAACACAGUUGCCUUUGCCAAAUCAGCUCCACCCGGACCAGCUUUUAGGAAAAACACAAAGGCUGUGUCUCAAAAGAAUCCUAAGCAAGAAGGUUCAACUUUGGAGACUAAAGAAACUACCAUUGAUUCCAUGAAACGGAAAAAGGAGAAUAGUACUAAAAUUCCUAGAAAAGCAAAUUUUGAUGACCAAUUACUAAAUGUUGUACCACAAGGAACAUUAGGAGUUGAUGAACUUGCUAAACUUUUAACAUGAUACUGGAUGGUGUUAUCAGAAGUUCUAGUGUCAUUUUACUUGGUGGUGAGGAUCGACUGGCAGAGAGGGGGUCGUUAUAGCAGAGGUCAACUUGGAUCCGAGCGAAGGGGAUGUCCAUUAUUUUUCAUCCAUUUUGUAAAGUUUUUUCUAAUUUAUUGUUACUGUUAAAGUGGUAGAUUCUGGUGUUUGUAAAAUUUUUCUGAUUUGUUGUUAAUGCAAAUUACUCUUUUGUUUUUUCUA
Messenger RNA from Glycine soja, 2479 nucleotides. Its product is annotated as CRS2-associated factor 1, chloroplastic-like. Bases 68 to 2239 code for a protein of 723 amino acids. The transcript has 5 exons. Gene Ontology annotation, biological process: Group II intron splicing. NCBI's taxonomy places the organism in Eukaryota, Viridiplantae, Streptophyta, Magnoliopsida, Fabales, Fabaceae. The record is from RefSeq and is a predicted model, not a curated record. Gene Ontology annotation, molecular function: RNA binding.